Messenger RNA from Didymodactylos carnosus, 474 nucleotides. The record is from the annotation of a GenBank genome assembly. Lineage: Eukaryota; Metazoa; Rotifera; Eurotatoria; Philodinida; Philodinidae.
AUGGAUAGCCAAACAGGAGUACUGUCACAGGAAUUAGUAAGAAUUGAUGAUUCACAAGCUCAGCAAAUGGCUUAUAAUCGCAACCAUAAACUUCCAUCGAGAGUAAAUACGAUCGUCACGACAAACGGUGUUGACGAUACCUUGAAAUAUCCAAAAUCAAAACAAAUGUCACUGUCACAUGUACAAGUUGUUCGACUUGAACCACCGACGACCACACACCCGUCUCGUUCUUAUUUAAAAAAAGCAGAAGAUGCUAGGCGUCAUGGUCCAUCACCUCAAGCAUUUAAUAAAUCAUCAGACCAUUUGUUUUCGUCAACAAUUCCAAAACUAGAACAGAAGCGUUUGCAACAAGAUCAGCAACAACGAGUUGUUUCACCUUCUGCACAAUUUCAACAACCACAGUUGAUUAAUUCAGAAAAUGCAACCGUUGAAGCAUUGAGACGUCCACACAAUGCUGAUGGCUAUCAUCAAUGA